AUGCCCCUGAUCGUACUCGCGCAGAAGUUCGUGGCUACCUUGCUACAAAAAAACGGACUUGACAUUGCUCUCGCUGACGAGCUACAAAGAUCAUUUGCAUGGAUCCCUCCCCUCACAACAGACUCUGAUGACCAGGAUUAUCUUGCGGGUCUGGAAUCAAUUACAGAUGAGGAGUUGGUGGAUGAAUUUGAAAGAUUUGAGCGCGAGAUGCGUUUGUUUGCAGGUGAUGUGCCGGAUGUUCUGGAUGGCGGCCUCAUUGACUGGAGUGAGCUAGAAAGGGUUAACAAAGGUAUCACACCAACUGGCUUCAUUAAAGAGACUGAGAAGGCAUAG
Suillus fuscotomentosus is the source of this 333-nucleotide messenger RNA. RefSeq lists its product as uncharacterized. The record is from RefSeq and is a predicted model, not a curated record. The transcript is spliced from 3 exons. Lineage: Eukaryota; Fungi; Basidiomycota; Agaricomycetes; Boletales; Suillaceae. Bases 1 to 333 code for a protein of 110 amino acids.